Molecule: messenger RNA, 2918 nt
Organism: Pipistrellus kuhlii (Kuhl's pipistrelle)
Lineage: Eukaryota; Metazoa; Chordata; Mammalia; Chiroptera; Vespertilionidae
Gene: GAL3ST4
Product: galactose-3-O-sulfotransferase 4
Exons: 3
Coding region: 1147-2478 (443 amino acids)
Biological process (GO): glycolipid biosynthetic process
Cellular component (GO): membrane
Molecular function (GO): galactosylceramide sulfotransferase activity
Source: RefSeq, a predicted model, not a curated record
UGGGUGGGACUGGAGAGGGAUGGGAUCAGGCCUGUGGCCAGGACCAUCGGUGGAGGAGGCCCUAGGCACGGCACGGGGGCUCCCGAGGAGUCACCUCACCCAAAAGGUGGACAGGGGGCCACAGAGGUGAAAUUUCCUGUUCUCUCCUCAGGAGUUUCUGAGAGCUGAAGUCCUGCCCCCUCCCACCUGGUGCAUGCUCCAGUCUCCUUCCCUGACCAAUUUAUCAGCACUCUGCCAAGUCUGAAUCUCACUCCCUAACUCCCCCUCCAGGUGCCCCUUUCCCUUCUUAGCCCCUUCCAUCGAUACCACCAGGACCUCUGCUUAGCCACUGCCCUCUGACCUGUCUUCCUCUCACUCCCCUCACCAUGUCUGCCAGAUUUUGAGAAUCAGGUGUAUGCCAAGGCAUAGCCCAGCCCUGGCCCCCUCAGCCUCACUUCUAAAGGGGGAGAUAGGUACAUGGACUCACAUAUUCAUCUGAACACACAGAAAGCUGAGAAUUCUUAGAGGAAGAAAGUCAAUGUGCAAAUGAAAAACAUAAGGAGAGGGACUAACUGUUAUUGAAUACUUCCUGAAUUCUUGGUAUUAAUCUUACCAUCACCUUGCCAGGAAGACAUUACAAGUGCCUCCAUUAUACAGAAGAGGAGUCAAGACUCCGAGAGGCUUAGUGACUGGUCUCUUGGUCAUAUUUGAACCCAGGCCCAUCUGCUCCAAAGUCGGAGUGCCUUCCCUGGCAUAUGUGCAUGUACAUGUUUGUAUUUGGAACUAUGAGAAGAAUAUUCAUCAGAAGGAGGUGGGGAUUUCUGGAGAGGCAGGUUUUAAAGGGUGGAGAUGAUUUUGUAGUAAGGAGGACACUAGGCAUUCUUAGAGGGAGCAGGAUAUCAGGAAAGGCAUGGUGAUGUGGACGUGUGUGUGAAGGGUUGUGUGUGUGUCUGUGUGUAUAGGUGGUAGAAGUUCAGCGGGGGCUGCAGACCCACUGCUGAUUAAGUCAGAGCUGGAGAAAGCAGCCGAGGCACAUGAGUGUGAUCUAAUGGGCGAGGAGGACCCUCUGCUGGGAGGGAGGUGAUGACAAUGGAGGCAGGUUUCUCCAAAGGUUAGGAUGAGGACCUUCAUUGUCACCCUCAUUCAUCUGAAUACCGAUCGCCUUCCAUGUAUUUCCACAUUCUUCGAGGUCCACCUGAUGCCACAGAUUAUUCUCUGCACUGUUCUCUUCUUCCUUCAAAGAGACACACAGUUCCCUGGCUCUGCCCUGCACACAUGCCCAUACUAGCAGAGCAGAUGGGAGGACAGCAUGUCAGAGAGUCAGGUUCAAUGACAGUCACAUUCAGAGGCAGGGAGCCCGGGAGCUGGUUUUUAAUGGGCACCUGCCUGGCUCAACCUGAUUCCCACCUUCCUUCUUGUCGAGAAGUGGAACCCAAUGUGCCAGGCCUCAGGGCAGCUCCCUACAAAGUGCUUCAGGUCAUGCCUUCUGACAGCUUCUUCUUCUCCAUUGUCCGAGACCCAGCAGCUCUGGCCCGCUCUGCCUUCUCCUACUAUAAAUCCACCUCCUCAGCCUUCCGCAAGGCACCUUCCUUGGCUGCCUUCCUCGCUAACCCUCGAGCCUUCUACCGACCUGGGGCCCGUGGAGACCACUAUGCUCGCAACUUGCUAUGGUUUGACUUUGGCCUCCCAUUCCCCCCCGAGAUGAGGACCAAGAGAGGAUAUUCCCAUCUCCCCGGUGACCCCAACCCCCCAGCGCUGCACGUCCUGCCUUCUGGCACUGGCUCUCGAGCCCACACCCUGGAUCCCAAUGCUCUCUUCCCUCCUGCUCCCCCCACUGCUGAUGGUCACAGCCAGACGCCCAGCCCCGCUGCUUUAGACUUGGGGUCUUCAUCCCUCGUCCAGUGGAGUCUGGCCUGGCUGGACUCCGUCUUUGACUUGGUCUUGGUGGCCGAGUACUUUGACGAGUCGUUGGUUCUGCUGGCAGACGCCCUGUGCUGGGGCCUAGAUGAUGUGGUGGGCUUCAUGCACAAUGCCCAGGCUGGAAGUGAACGGGGCAGAAAUGCGGUCAGCGAUGGUGGACUGACCACUGAGGACAGGCAACUAACUGCACGGGCUCGAGUCUGGAACAACCUGGACUGGGCUCUUUACGUUCACUUUAACCGCAGUCUGUGGGCACGCAUAAAGCAAUAUGGCCAGGGUCGCCUGGAGAGUGCGGUGGCGGAGCUCAGGGCUCGCCGAGAGGCCCUGGCUAAACACUGUCUGCUGGGGGGUGAGGCUUUAGACCCCAAAUACAUCACUGACCGCCGGUUCCGCCCUUUCCAGUUUGGAUCAGGUAAGGUUUUGGGCUAUGCGCUUCGGAGCGGACUGAGCCUCCAAGAGCGGGAGGAGUGUGAGCGCCUGGCUACCCCGGAGCUACAGUACAAGGACAAGCUGGAUGCCAAGCAGUUCCCUCCAAAAGUCUCUCUGCCCUUCAAGACUUCAAAGCUACUCGCCCCAUAGGCAUUAGACCACUGAGUAUUAGGUUAAAGAGCAGCUAAGCCACAGGACACGUGACCAUUGUGGGACAGCCAGCUGACAUUUCUGCUUCUCCUGGGAAGCAAGUCUGCCCCCUACAGGAUGACUGGAACGUUGCAUGGAUGUGGGCCCCAAGUCCUCCAGGCUGGGCCAAAGCCUCCGGUUGUUCAGCUCCCAGCAGCACUCCUCCACCCCCCCCCCCCCCCCCCCCCGCCCCCAUGCCCCUUCCCCUUUCCAGCCCCCUGGCAGGUCCAUGUAGCACUCGCAAAGGCUCCCUGGAGGAGCAAACCACGAUUUAAGCCAGAGGAAGUCUGGGACACGGUGGAUUGGAAAUAUCCGUCCAUGUCUCUAUGAAAUGUUUGUUCCUGGGCUACGCUCAUUUCACUAUGAAAAUGUUUGUUGAAUGAAUAAAUAAUUUGAAACUU